Molecule: messenger RNA, 38122 nt
Organism: Pocillopora meandrina
Lineage: Eukaryota; Metazoa; Cnidaria; Anthozoa; Scleractinia; Pocilloporidae
Source: the annotation of a GenBank genome assembly
AUGGCGGGCGGUGAAGCCGUUCUGGAGAGGCUCACACAUCCCGAGGUCGCAGAUUUUUUAAUUCGAGGAGCAAGAUUCAUAAAAUGGGACGAGGUGCGCUGAAAGGUUUUGAUGUCUACUUUGUUCAAGAGAUUGUGUUUUAUUAGUCACGCUAUAGUUUAUUUUGGAAUGUUGUUCCUUCGAUCUCCAAUUUCAAUGGGAAAUAUUAAAAAGGACUAUAAGUAAUCUAACAUUAAGCCGAUACCUUUCCAGCUGCCUCGGCAUAUUAGGGACUUGCCUGGUUUCGUGUUUUAUGGUCGAAAAAUCACCAUUCUAUUACACAGGAAGUUAGGCUUCUCGAAUUGUGUUGCGAAGCCGACGCUGUCGAAAGAAUUGACUCGGGACUUCACUUCCUCCGACGGAUGCCGUUUUAAAAAAUAUUUUUGGAACUUUUUUCUUUCCACACAGGACUCUACGGUAGGACUGCAAUGUACGGUGAAGGUAGACCCGGCGGCCCAUUUAAUCUAUUGGAGAGCCGAAGAUAAGGUGAGCGGUCUAAAUAAACCAUGUGCAAUGGUAUCCCGAGUACAAGCUUAGUAAAGGAAAAUUUCUAGUCUGCACAUGCUGGUUGCAAUCAGCUUUUUCGUCUGGUUAUUCAGAUUUUUUUUUCGGAAAUCGAGCAGGGUCGCCCGAAUGGCGGUUCUCGAGGUGAUAUUUUUAUGACAAGUACUGAAUUUAUUGCCAUGAUGAUAUCUUUAUAGCUAUGCAGAGUUUACUUUGCUCUUAGUUCACUUGAGUCUUUCAUUUUUUACAGGAGACCGAUCUGUUAGAGCUGACUUCUAUUCGGGAUAUCAGGACAGGAAAAUCGGCGAAAAUUCCAAAGGUUUGUUUGUGGGGUUUAGUUAAACUACUCCCUGCUAAAUUCAAAUACGCAAGCAAUUUUCGCGUUUACAGCUAUUAAUAAUUUGUAUAGUAGUGAAUCGAUGAUAUAUUUAAAUUUUACGCGCUCUACUUCCACAAACUUCUCAAUAUCGUGUAGAAAUGUACCAUGGAAGAUCUCGACCUGAAUAAAUUCUGUUCAUAAUAUCUGCUUCAGAGCACUUUUGUAAAUAAACAAUAAUUCCUCUCUCGUUCGUCUACGUCAAUAUCUUUCCGCGAGUCCUUGCACUUGUAAAAAAAUUCUUUAAAUGCUAAUUUCAACUUUUUAUUCGCCCAUUAGAAUUUCAAAUUUUUAGCCUUUGCAGUUUGCACAUAUAUUUCCCUACCGCAGAAGGGUUUCACUUCAAUCUUUGUAGUUUUUGUCGCGUAUACAAAACCUUAAUCCAUUGAUUAAAAUCUUUUUGUUCGCCUAAGUCGAACAUAAACGCGGUUUCAAAUGGAAACUGUGUUUUCCGAUGUGAUGUUUUCGUCGUGAGUAAUUUUUGUUUUGACUCAAGAUAUAGUUUGUUUCUAGAAUCCAGGUUUUUGUGUUAAACAAAAUACAGACAGGCAGUCUUUUAAUUAUUUACGGAUGGCCUUUGUUUUUGUCGCCUAGCAAUAGAUCUUGACGGAACUAUCAAAAAAUAAUUCUUGCAGCCUUUUCAAAUGGUGGAAACUGUUAAAAUUACAAGUUCAAAGCUGUUACGCCCGAAUAGUUUUAUUAAAUGUAACAACCCGCUCAUUAUUUUUGGAAUAUUCCAAAACUCCACAUGAUUUGCAAGUUUUAGCUUAAUUGAAAUGUGUUUGAAGACUUGAUUUUGGAUUAAUGAAACGUGUUCCUCAGCUAAGGCAAUGAAACGAUCGCAGAGCAACUUAUACCUAAAAAUAGUUUUAUUUUUCCGGUUGUUACAGUAAAAAUUUUUGAUUUUUAAGUGGCCAGCUAGCUUGACCUUACAGAUAAGUGCUUUAUUAUUUGUUGUCUAGCAAAAUAUUUAAAUCUUGUUUGCCCAAUAUAUAUGCAAAUUGCUAGUUCCAUUUUAAGGGAUAUUAAAGGACGUCAAUGCCUUUAAUUUGGUUACAUUUCAGAAAAUAUAUUUGUAUAAAUAUCUGCACAAGUUCUACUGUGAAAGGCAAGGAACAUUAAAUUGAGCUAAACGUGUGUUUCUUUACAUUUUUGGAAAACCAUGGAUAACAAAUAUUAUUAUAACACUCACAGCAUGAAAUGUUUAUCUUUUGAACAUCAAGAAAGGCUAUGCAGUUUAAAAGUUCUGUUCUUAAUGAGAAGUUGUAAUGAGCCAUUUUUACAUGACAUUAGCCCCAGGGAAGACACCUUUAUUUUCAAAGGACGCAACAUGCUCUUAUUCCUGAAAGGCAUCCUAUUAACAAAAUUCUAGAAAAUAUCAAACUAGUUCUUGAUUGCAUGUAGGGGUUGCUACCACUAAUGGUUUUAAUUACAAGUUCUAUCUUUUUUUUCUGAUCAAUGAAGCAUUUUAUUUUAAAUGAAGAUUUAAGGUGUGACUUUUGUGAAAUAUGAAUAUUUCAUUUUCUUGGUUUCAAGGCUUGCCACAAGAAAGCAAAAAUCAAACUGCACUAAGAUAAACCUGCUAAAAGUUAAAUGCUACACAUGAGAUGAAUCACACAAGUUCCCUCCAAGCUGUCAUCCAAUUCUUAGUGAAAUGUGAAUUAAUUUUCAAGUAUAUUUCAAAUCAUAUUUCUGUACUGGUGUUGGCAUAGAUCGAAUAUUUAAUAAGCAGUGCAAUGAAUGCUGGCUUAUCUUUUAACCCUUUGCAACAAGAAAGUUUACUUGAAAGUGUACUUUAUUAGGACCUGUGUAGUCCCAGAGUAUUUUCUGACAGUGUAUUUUCCAAUUUACAAAUUACUUUUAUUCUAAGCACUUUGGCAAGCCUUCUACCAUUCCUAUUAUUUUCUUUUGUACUGUAUGCUGUAAUACUUAAAUUAUUCUCAGUGAAUUAAAAUGAUAAAAUUUUUUCAUUUGAACUUUUACAAGCAUGUGUGAGGAGGCAGAUCUGUGAUGUUAGACUUUCUUUAAGAACAUAGCCUGUAACUUCAAAUAUGGCUUUUUGGAUUAUAUGUUUGGCCAAUUUCAGGGCAGUUCAAUGACAUAGGUUUAAGUAGUUUUAAACCUUAUACCAAGGAGAUGUGGUAUUGAAUUAGCAAUCCAGGAUUGCUUUUGGUUUGCAUAACCUUGCUUUGUGAUAUGUACAGAAAACUCUUACUUAUUAGUUUCAAAACUAACACCAAUCCUGAUGUGGACACCUGCAUUUUCCCGUGCUACAAGCAGGUUGCCUGUCUUAACUCUUUCACUCCCAGAUCUCACAAGUAAUUCUCGUUACUGUCCGCCAUACAGUUCUUAUGAUGUUAGUCCAGAGAAUUUGGUAUUGGAUCAACUAACAAUUGCCCAACUAAUAUUUCUCUUUAUUCUAAUCACAUCUCUUUUUUACUUCAUAUUGAUUUUGUAAGGAGAAAUUCUGUCUAAUGGUCACUCCUGGGAGUUGAAGGGUUAACUUGGAGUUUUAUUGGCUCUUUAUGAUGUCAAUGUUUGCUGUGAUUGGCUGUUGUGAUUGCUUAAAUUCAAUUUACAAAACUCUAGCAAAAACUGCUUUAGAAGUAAUCAGUGACUAUAUUGCUUUUGCUCUACUGAACUUAACUUGCUCUAUCCUCUAAGUUAAUAAGGUAAAAAAUGGAAACUAGUGAUGAUUAACACCACACACCAUCCCACCACUUUGGGUGGGGGCUGAAAACCAAGACUUCUGCUGGAGUCUCACUUCAUUUUUCUUUCGGAAGCAGGAUGGUAUAGUGGCAAGGGUGCUCACCUCCCACCACUGUGGCCUGGGUUGUAUUCCUGGUCCUGCAUGAAGUUUGAUUUUGUUGUUGGUUCUCAGUCGUCCUUGCUUCAAGGGCUUUUCUCUGGUCCUCCAGUUUUCCUCUCUCUACAAAAGCAACAUUCAAAAUUCCAAUUUGAGACAAGAUCAGCCAGCUAGUGGAAUGUCCACUGCUAAGUUGUCAUUGUAAUGUUUAUUAUUAUUAUUAUUAUUGUUAUUAUUAUUAAUUAUUUUGAAAUUAUUUUGAUAAAGGCCAGGGUCAGCUGGCAACUCCUGGGGGUUAAAGGUUUAGAAUUAUUAUAGAAAGCUAACAGGUAACUUUUUUUUUCGAAUUUUUCAAACAAGUUAAAUUUCUGUCCACACUGGUAAUAUGUGAUUAAAAAGAUGCAACCACAUCAGACAAAUCAUUAUACUCCAUAACAAGUGCAUGUCUAAGCCAAACCAUGGUAUCCUAGAAAAUAUUACUAGUUUAACUGUUUGUUAAUGAAACAUUUACCUCCUAGCAUGUAUAAUGAAUUAAAUUUGAAAGUAAAAUGCUACUCAUUUUUUAGAGAUUUGAACUUGUUAGCAAUCUCAGCCUAUAUUUUUUUACCUCAAGUGCAACAUAGACUUUUUUUCUACCAAUUAAUCAAAGGGUGCUGUAUGAGAUACAUCUUUGUUAUUGUAAGUGUUAACUGUGAACCAUGUAAAUACAAUUGUGGUUUUUGUAGUUGUGGAAUGUAUAAAUUUCUAUACACUCCACAACUAAAGUUAAGCAAACCCUGUCAAGAAUUCAGUUGCUCUUCUUACAGCAUCUUACAAAACUGAUAUUUCUUCUAAGUAAGAAACCUGACUGCAGGGCUCUUUCUUUAUCACUGCACACAAGCAAAAUAUUUUGUUUGUCUUAAACAUGAUCAGUCAUCCAUAGAAAACAUUAUCUUCAAUGAAACACUGGAAUUUAUUUCAGAGUAAAACAAUUCUUAAUCCCAACUAGAGAGUUCUAUAUACAUGUAUCAAAAGAACAAAGAAAACAGUCUGGCUGUUACUUAUCAAUCAUAAUCCUACAAACAUGUUUUUGUCGAAACUGUUUUAUAAAUUUUGUGCCCCAAGGGACACCUAAUUCUGAAAUGUUGUUGUUCAGGAUUUUGAAGUGUUAAUUAACAUGUAAAAGGAAUCUGUCAAAAUACCUUUCAGAAUAAUUUCAUGUUUUUCUCAAAAACCUUAAUCUUGAUGAUAGAAGCUAAACCUAAUCGGAUUAUUGACCUUAUGGUAUUUCUUAUGCACAUGCAAACGUUAUUUCUAAAAUUAACUAGUAAGUAUCUCCAUUAGUUCCCUUAUGAUUAAAAGAUGGCUUUUGCAAUUAUCAACUUACAAUUUUUUCCGUUUUGAACUGAAUGCAAAUUAAUUUUGCUAAUAUCCAUUUUAACUGUUUUAGCCACUAAUAGCUGAACUUUGGAGUCAGGUUUUACAAAACUCUUUUGUCUUUGUUUUUCUUAGUUUAUCCACAGGACACUGUUCUGUUUUUAGUAUAAGACAAUCAGAAGAAAAAAAACAAAUUCUGCUAUCAUCAGUUUAUUGUGUCAGUAAUUGCCUUAAAGCAAAGAAUUUACAAACAGGAAAUUUCUUUGUGAGACAUAAUGGUUUUGACAGAGAUUAAGCCAACCAGAACCACCCACAGUUUGAGAACAUUGCGGAACAAGCAAGGCUCUUCUGUCAACUUCAACAUUUGGAAACUUAAUCCUUGUGAAAGGGUUAAAACUGCUAGAAGUGCUUAACAUGUACAUUCUCCCUAAAAUAUAUAGACUUAUCAGACAGAUGUUGAUAACUGGAUUUAACACAAAUUCCCAUGAAUAAUUUACGAGGAAAUAUGUAGCAGCUAGAGGGGAGAAUUGACAAUCAGAUCUUGGGAGGUUAAGGGUUAACCUUGUCACUCCCAAGAUCUCGUGAUCAAUUCUCCUCUCUGACAUCAAUGCCCUUCUUAUAAUUUAUUGUAGUAUUGAGAAUUUGGUGUUAAGUCUAACAAUAUCCCCCUGUUGAUAAUUUACCAUCUUCUCAUUACCGGUCUGGUUGAUAAUGGAUUAAUAAUGUAUUGAAAAAAUGCUCAGUCAAUUUAGUCACUCCUGGGAGUGGAAGGGUUUAAAUCAUUUUAUCAGCACCAGAAAAUAAAAUUUUUAGCAGGUGGACUGAAAAAUAAUAUUUUGUGUGGCAAAGUAGAUCAUUUUCUUUCAAAUGUCCAUCUUACUUUAUGAGAACACUAACAUGAUCACAGAAUGCUGGUUGCCAAGUUUUCUAAGUUUGUAGCAAAUUUAGUAGCCAAAAUUUUUUUCUGAUAUUUGCAAUGAAUGUGGACCAAAACACUUUCAAUAUGAAAACACUUUCAACGUGGGAAGCUGUCAGGUCUUACACAGCUGUGCUCUAGCAGCAUUCAGUAGCCCUUGGGACCUUUCUGUAAUUUGCAACUGGGGGAUCUUAGUUUUUUCAUAAAAGGCAUUCACUAGGCAUGCACCCUGGAUUUCAUAAUUUCUCUGAGAGCGCAGUCUUGUGCUACCUACAUUUUUACCUUCAGUUGGUUGUAAUUUAAGAAAAUAAUUAAAUACAAACUUACAAUUAAAAUAAUAUAUAUUUUUUUCACUUAUUUUCUGCAAAUGUUAAGUCAUGCAGGAUUUACCCUAUAGGUACAGUACAUGUAUGUGAUAGGCUCAGCAAACCUUUAUCAAGAGAGUGUUUAAAGAACUGUGUUUACUUAACGUAAACAUUCCACUACUAAAUCAUGAAGUGAAAGCAUUUUUGUUUGAUAAUAUUUGAAAAUAUAAAAUUUAGCUAAUCACCCCUGAAUUUCAUAUUUAAAGGUUGCAAGAGUAAAGGAAAUGAUCACCAAAUAAAUAACUUCUGCAUGACUGCCAAACAAAUUCUCCCACUCAUCCCCCUUAAAGAAGUAAAUAGAAAACAGUAUGAAGAAAAUGCAUAUCGAUGUUAGGGUGUAAUGAAUUUUUUGCUACUUGCCAAGGGUCGCUGGUUAGUUACUCAUUGGCUAUGAAGUUUUGUUGCUUGAUUGAUAGUACCAUAAUUCAUGUCUAGAUUUGAACAUGAAAUCCCAGGAUCUAUGAGUAAUCUUUUUUAUUUUUUAUUUACAGGAUAAAAGCUUGCGAGACUCUUUAAAAAUUGGCGGAUCGGAAGAAGACUCCAUACAAGACAAGACUAUUACAAUUGUGUAUGGGUCAACUUUAGUAGAUAUCUGCUAUGUGAACUUUGUUGCUCCUGGAUCUGUGAACACUGCACGUGAAUGGGCAGAUGCUUUGUUUUGCUUAACACACAAUCUCUUGGCCAUAAAUGCUUCACCUAUCUCCUUCCUUGAAAAACUGUAAGUCCACAAAUUGAUUCAAGAGUAAUUUUGAGUGACAGUUGUCAGUAAAUAUAAUUUGUGGAACACAUGGUUUAAACCUUGGCUAGAUUAUCGUUUUGUUUUCAUUGACGAGGAAAUUAAAUCUCACGGUUAUUCUCCCCACCCUCUUCAUCCUAAGAGUGCAAGUUGGUACCAGACAAACUUGGCAAAAAUUCAAUGUUGACAUUUAAGGCCCAGCAAAAGCUUUUAUUAAAAAGCAUUAGAUGAAAUUCUCUGUAAGAUGGCCGAAUGCGAUGGCAUGAGUAGGGAUUGAAAAAGCAAAAUGGCCCCACCAGAUGUGAGCUAAAAUGAAUAAGAAAAACAAGGGAAGCCCAAUGGUCAUAUAAUAAAAUACUUGUUGACUGGUUUUUGCCAGGCCUAAUAGGAAAAUAUUUGGCUCUCUGCCAUGAUCUCAAGCCAAAAAUAUUUCCACACAGCCCUCCCACUCAGUCGAUAAGGUGUUUAUGAGUGAUGAAAAUGUUAGUAAUAAUAGCAUUGAUGACCAACGAUAUGGUAUUUGUAAUAGUUAUUUACUAAACGUUAAAAGUUUUGAUUUUUUUCCUAUGGGAUUUUUAUCAUUUUUUGUUUUGGUUUUAUAUUUUGUUUAGGGCAAUGCUCAUCCAAAACAAAUUUCACUUAAAAAUUGACACAUACUUCUUUUAUCUCUUUUAUUUCAUUUUGAUUUACAGCCACUCUAAAAUAUGUGUCCAAACAAGUGGAGAUGGAAAAAUCCCUGUAAAAAAGUAAGUCCCUCUACAGUAGGCAGCAUGCUCUAGUGAAUACAGGACAGAUUUGUACCUUUCCUUUCUUCAAGUAAAAAUAGUGAUCGUGUUCACGAGCAUUUUGAUCUAGUUGAAGUAUUACGUAAAUAAAUGUCUACGUUCUCACCAUUGGAUCUUGUGAAGGUGAAAUGUCUUAUCAGUAUCAAUCAGUAAAACUUUUAUAUUGUUUCUCACUUAUGAUUAUUGUGCGAAAUGACCACUAAGAAUUGUGUGAACGGUCCAAAACUUGUGCUAAAAGACUUGUGCGAAAAGUCUUUUGUGCAAAAUGUCCGGUUACCACUCUUAGACUAGUAAGUCAAAGGAAAAGUGAUUGCAUAUUAGGUUUCUUCACCCUUUUAACUCCUAGAAGUGAUUAACAAGUAACUUCUCCCUAAAAUAUCCAUGCACUAUCCUGCAAACAGGUAAUGAGAAUACUCAACUAAUGUAUCUGGUGGAAGUUGUUAUCUUGAUUUAACAACAAAUUCUCAUAACUAAUUGACAAGGAAAUGUGUAGCAACUAGAGGUGAGAAUUAACAAUCAGAUCUUGGAAGUUAAUGGUUAACAUCAAUAGGAGACAAAGGGCCAGUUGUCAGAGAAACUUCGUGUGAAUACAGUAUCAAGUGGACAAGGGAAGAGAAUACAGAAAAAAAUAAAUUAGGAAUGUUUAAGUUGACUGCGUUUCAUUUUAAAUUGCAGUAUUUUAAAAUAUGUGAGUUCCAGCAAAGAAGAUAAAAAAAGAGUGCUGGAUACGCUUCAGUCUGUGGGUUUGCCUCAUGGAAAAGUGAGUUGUGUCAUUGAUUUGCAAUUUAAUGUCUCUUCACAUUAUUUAGCAGCUGUAAAACUCACUAUUAGAGCAAUUUUCAGUUUUUCAUAGAAAAUGGUGGCUGUUUUUUUUUUCAAUUUCUAUCAUAAUAAAAAUCAUACUUCCUAAUAAAUGAUUAUACUAAAUUUUUUGUUUGAAUCUAAUUUCUUUUGUUCUUUUUUUUUUUGCAUUUGCUUUGCUUCUCUCUCAGAAUGAUACUAUUGCCCCUGAUAAAUUUAGUUUUGAAGAAUUCUGGACAUUCUACAGCAGACUAUGUGACAGAAAAGAUAUUGACAAAAUCUUUGCCGAAAUGUAAGUCUGAAAACCUUGGUAUAAUAGUUGAAUUAUUAAUAGCAUUUACAUCUAUUCAGCUUUCUUACAACAUCUCAUUAUGUACUAUGAGAAGCAAAAGCCUUGGCACAAUAUAUUAUAAUUACUAAUUUUUGUUUUUGCUCUAACUUUCAUCAAUCUCCUCACAUCUCCCAUUUCAAUGUUGCCUAGUGUUAGCCAAAGGAUCACUAAUUUCUUGCAAAAGUUUUUGCAGCAUUUUUCGGUGAGAAAAGGGGUAACUUUUAAGUAGUUUAUUAGGGAUGAAUUGCAAGGUUUCUAUGUGUUAUGUUGAGUAGAGGAUUGUUGACCACCCACCAGCUAAGAGAGAUGUGCCAGCUACUUUUGCCUCUUGUUGUAGAUUAGGAGUUUAAUAGAGAUAAAAUAAAAUUUAUGAUAAAAAUGGUUGUGUAUACAUGUAAUUUGCUUAGAACCACUCACUAGUUUGGGAGCAUUGGCUAAUUGGUUAAUUUCACAAGGUUAGGCUACCCUUUAGUAUCUAAAACACAGCCAGUGUCAUUUAGUUUCAUAUAGUACAUUUUAAUUGUAGAGGGAAAAAAAAAAUUGGUUUUCCUGAGCAUACAUCUCCUUAAUCCUUUGACAAGCAUCUGAGUUCUUCUUACAACAUCACUGAAUCACACAUAAAGGUCACGGAAUAAAGGAAAGGAUCACUAACUGAAGAAGCUCUUGAUUGUUAAACAAAUUCUCCUUGUCAGCACCUUAGGAAAUGUGUGAAGAACAGUAUGGAGAAUAUGCAUACUGAUGUUAGGUGAAAAGGAUUAAGGUGUGAGUGAGACUUGUUUCUGUACUUACAUGUGCAUUUAUUGACUCAGUGGUGCAAAGAAGAAGCCAUACCUUACAGUGGACCAACUUGUGGAGUUUCUCAACAAUGAACAAAGAGACCCUCGCCUAAAUGAAAUCCUUUUUCCUUAUUGCACAAGUGAAAAAGCUCAAGCUAUAAUUGACAAAUAUGAACCAAAUAGAGACUUUGCAAAGAAGGGUAAGUUGUUAGAGGAAGUAAUCUGACAGUUGCACACUUUAUUUUGAAAUGAUUAUUGGUGCUUGAGAAAAUUGAAUUUUACUAAUAAAAGUAGUUCAAGCACUUUCCAUUUGGUCAAAUUCAUAAUCAAGUAGCCUUCAACUUUGUAUUAAGUUUUUGAAUCAUGAGUACCUUGUAAAUGAUUUAUGCAAAUGUUUGCCUCACAGAAACUUUAGAGUAUUGGCACUGUUGAAAGACUAAGUGUAGCGCCUUAGAAAAACAAACACAAUAAUUAUUAAUUGCAAACAAGUAAUAACUAACAGUAGUUAAUUGUCUUUGUUCAUGGCUUUUGUUUUUGCAUAGCUUAGUUUUUGCACCCUCAUAGCUUUUUACCUUUGUUAAUUAGUCAUACACUGUGAAUGAGAUUUUUCCCCUAUCCAACGAAGUAUAGGUGAUAGAGUUUAGAGUGUCUUCCAAAAGAUCUCAAAUAGUAGUUUAUUUUUUUGGUGUUUUGUCUGACCAGCCACCUUGGAAUUAAAAUGUUACAGCCUUUUACAUGACUACUUAAGACAUGGCACUACUUUAAAUGACUUCCCACUACUCUUUUGCUGCAAAAUUAUUUUAGUCACCAAGGGAAUGAAAAUGGUUGCAGUUUGAUGCACUGUACCUUUAUGUUGAAAGCUAUCUAAUGACAUUUUCUUGUGCUCAUCCAUGUUGAUUCUCUGUUUUGGCAGGAUUUUGUAGUUUAAUGGAAGGAAUGUUUUUCUCUUUUUAGGCCACUUUUCUGUUCAAGGACUCACAAGAUAUCUUAUGAGCGAUGACAAUUUCAUCAUCAACCAUGAUCGCUUGUCAUGUUAUCAAGACAUGACACAGCCCCUAUCACAUUAUUUCAUUAAUUCAUCGCACAACACAUAUCUAACAGGUGAUUAAAAACUGCUCUGAAAUAUACCCUCACUUGCUAAUUAACCUAAGUAACUUAUUUGACAUUUUACACCUUUUGGAUAUUACUUUGUUCAAUUUGGUGAAUGCACCUUUCAAUGACAAGGGGAGAUGUGCACAGGUGACCAAUGGUUAGUGCUGUGGACUGCGGGAGGAGAGGUCUGGGUUCAAGACCUAUGCAGGUUAUUGUGUUGUGUUCUUGGGCAAAAACACUUUACUUUGGACCAUAGAGCUUUGGAAAAUUGUGAGGGAAGCCUGAUGAAAUGCUUGGGGGGGGGCAACCUUGUGAUGAACUUGCAUCCCAUCCAGGGAACCUGGGACUAGCUCCACCUGGUUGGGCCACUAGGCUCAAGUUUAGACUGACCAAUACCUAAAUUAGUUUGCCUGAAUUAUUAUCACUACCUUGCACAAUUAGGACCAGCCUCUAGGUCAUAGAGAAUUUGAAAUUUUUUUCUUAGGUCACCAGUUGACUGGGAAAUCAUCAGUAGAAAUGUACAGACAAGCGCUAUUGGCUGGAUGCCGCUGUAUAGAAUUGGACUGUUGGGAUGGAAAAGACCAAGAUCAAGAACCUGUCAUCACCCAUGGAAUGACAAUGUGUACACAGAUCUCAUUUAAGGUUUGCUAAACAGACUUAAGGACUUUCACUAUCAAUAUCUCAAUUCUCCUCACAUACCCUCCCUCCCAUUUCUUAUUAUCUUUCCACUUGAUAAUGUAUUGAUAAUGUAAGGAGAACAUUCUUUUUGAUCACUCCUGGGAAUAAAGAGGUUAAAGGGAUGAGUCCAGUCCCCUAACCCCUCUGGCCAAGCUGCUUCCAUAAACAAAGAAUGGAGGGAACCAAUAAAAAGCAUAGAUGGAAAGACUUGGGGAGGAGAUGGCCCAGUGAUGAGAGUGCUAACCUUACACCCCUGUGGCCUGGGUUGAGUUUGUCAUCAGUUCUUGCCUGUAUUUCAAAGGUUUAUCUUUGGGUCCACUGGUUUUCCUUCCACCAGAAAAACUAAAAUUCCAGUUUUACUUGGAAACAGUGGGCAUGGAGAGUUACCUCAUGGAAAGUCCAAUGUGAAAUAUUGAACAUAAUUAUUAUCACUACUACUAUUAUAAUUAUUAUUAUUAUUUAUUGGGCUGUAUUGGCAUGAAUGAAGAGGUCCUUCUUUCAAUGUUUUGCUUGCUUGUUUCUGUUGUGUAAUUUUGGUUUUAUCGCACCUGUAUGAGAAAUACCUGAAAUCAUGCUGUGUUUCAUCUUUUUUAUAACAGGAUGUGAUAGAAGCAAUUGCAGAAUGUGCCUUCAAGACAUCAGAAUACCCUGUUAUUCUUUCCUUUGAGAAUCAUUGCAGGUAAAAUGAAUGCUAAGCCAGCUUCUUAUCUAGAUCAUUGCUUGUUUUUUAAAAUGAUCAAAGCUGAUGUUAUGAAGAAGAAAAUUUUUAACUUGAGCUCAACCACGUAUUUCCCUUGAAGUCGACUUGAAAGUCAUUUAACACUGCUUAUCAUCUAUAUCUGUGCAAGAUAUGUAUACUUUCUUGUUUCUUUCAGUCCUAAGCAGCAAGCUAAGAUGGCAGCAUACUGUGUCAGCAUCUUUGCUGAUAUGCUUCUCAACAAACCCUUAGAUGAUUUCCCAGUAAGUGUGUCCUAGUUUAUUUUUGGUUUGCAGUAUAAUUUUCUUGGGACAGUGACUUCCUCUGUAAAUUGAAAAGAAAGUUUUCAGAGAGAGCCAAUUAUGAAGUAAGCUACAUCUUCAAAACUAAGCAGGAGAAUUCUGCACAGCUUCAGAAAAAUUCUCCAAUAUCUGCUCUGUAAUGAGCACCCCUUUUGGUUUAUGGUAGAAUCUUUCCAAAUGAAGCUUUUCAGAUUUGUCUUUUGUAUUUCUUGUUGGUUUCUGUCGGUAACUAAACCACAUUAGUGCUGCAUGUAGACGGUUUUAUCGGGAAACAUUGCUCAUCUCACAUCUCUGUUUCUUUUUGUGUGAUUCGCAGUUAGAAGAAGGAAAAGGCCUUCCACCUCCAAAAGCACUGUUAAGAAAGAUUGUGAUUAAAAACAAGAAAAGGCCAUCAAAACGUGAGGAAGGUAACCUCAGAUAAUUUUCAUUUCUACACUGAAGCGUUGGUUAAAUCAAUUAUUUUAAGUAAUAAAUCUGUGAGGUAUUUUAUAUUCAUCCAAUGGAACAUCACAAGCAAUUUAGCUGUUCUGGGAUGCUUAAAAUUAAAAUAUUUCCCCAGGGAAUGAGAGGUGAUUUUGGUGUUAACCAUAAAAAUUACAAUUUCCUAGAUGGUGAUUGGUUUAAAAAAAAAAACUCAUUUUUUCCACUAAUUCACUUGCCGAGUUGUUACCGGACAGUUUGUUAUUGGACAAUUCAAUAAGCCAAUCACAUUCCAAGAUGUAGUUUAAGUCAACCAAUGACAUUCAUAGUUGUAGUUUGAAUCAACCAAUCGGACUUCGUCAGUCUUUUGGUGCAAAUUUUUCCUCUCUUUCAUAACUUGGCUAUGCUCUUUUUCUCGGAAAUGGUAAUGAUUAAGAUUAAUUGGUAAUAAGACUUUGUAUCGUCCAAUCAUCCAGAAUGAUAGCACAAUCGCACGAUCGGACAGCGGGAGUCCGAUUUGCUUAUCACUGGUAUUGAUUAGAGACCGAAUUGGAUGCCUUUCAGACCUAUUAGCAUAGCUUACAAAAUGCUUCCUUCAGUUCGUACUGUAACACAGUUUCUGGUAUCUUUAUUGCAGUAGGUGUGGAUGUCGAAAAGACCCCCAUAGACACCACUGCAGUGAUCAGCAAUGACACAAAGGUGGAAAAAGUCGAUGGAGAGAUAACUGAGAAUGGAGGUAGUGUUAUUAACGAGGAGGAUGUCAGCAAAGUGAGUAGAUCUACUAAAAGCAAAAUUGUGUUCGGGAAGGGUACCGAUUUAACACCAGACGUAGAUUCAAAAUGUGCUUUGGACUAAAUUGCACAAUAAAUACCUUACUCUCACAGUGUUUCUCUCCACCCGAGGGUAUAAAUGGCGAAUUUUCAGAGAUGCGUGAUUAAAUACAGGGGGGGUAACCUUGGGAUGGACUGACGUCUCAUCCAGGGGAGGGGGGGACAGUAACGCUCCAAGUCGUUUCAUGCUAAAUGGAAACCAGAAAAAGCUGUGGCUGGAUGGGUCACUUGGCUUAACCCUUUACGCCCUAACAUCAGUAUGCAUAUUCUCCACACUGUUUUUAUACAUUUCCUAAGGUGCUGACAAGGAGAAUUUGCUUGCCAAUCAAAAGGUUUCUUCCCUGGUGACCAUUUUCUCAAUUCUCAUGACUGUAACGUGUGAUUCAGGGGUGAUAUUGUAAGGAGAAAUUAGUUGCUAGUCACUCUUAAGGUUUGAAGGGUUAAAUACAGACUUAAACUGUUUUUCCUUAAUCAUCAGUUGCAUAUGCACAUGCAUUAAGCCGUCUUUUUUUUUCUGAAGGGGUACUAGUUUAAUGGGGUUGCUAUACGUGGGCUUUUCCUAAAUAUAUUGAUUUGACGUUUGAUUUCCUCUUUGAAAUUAACGCAGGCAGAUCAAGAGGAGGUUGCCCCAGAGGUUGAACUUUCUGCUCUUGUGAAUUACAUCCAGCCCGUCCAUUUUAAGAGCUUUGAGAUUUCUGAAAGUGAGUACACUUUUUACAAGUUGAGCAAGGACAGUUUUAAGCUAGGAACGUUCAUGGCUUAUUAGCGAGGGGAUGGAAGGGGGGGGGGGUUUAUGGAUCUGCUUGUGUUACAGUAAAAUUUACCUGAUUCCUCCCAUAAGGCUCUGAGACACGCCCCCUCCAUCGGCAGUCAAUUUUCUAUAGCCCCCCCCUGGAUAUUCUGUUAGUGACAACUGAUCCCCCCCUCUGUUCCUCCUGAAAACUAUGUGAUCCCCUCAAAAUACUUGGCCCCUCCCCUCCCCUUCCCCCCAAGCCUAAAUAUUGACUGGUCUCUAAGGAACAAAGAAACUUGGAAAAAGAUCUGACUUUCAAAUUUUGUCAAAUGACAUUUUUUUAAUCCAUUUUACAGAGCUGAACAGAAGUUAUGAGAUGUCCUCUUUUGUGGAGAAUAAUGCAACGGCCCUACUCAAAGAAAGCCCAGUGGAAUUUGUCAAGUAUCCUUUAAUAAACAUUACUGAAUGAUAAUUUAAUCGGAUUUAAUGAAUAAUUUGCCAGUUUAUUUGUAAGAUUUCCUUUAAAACAUAGUGUUUUUCUUAACUUCAACCAGUUACAAUAAGCGUCAGUUGAGUAGAAUUUAUCCCAGUGGCACAAGAGUUGGAUCAGCAAAUUACAUGCCCCAGGUAAAUAAAAAUAAAGCAUAUUCUUCUAUCUACAGUCGACUCCCGUUAUUGCGGACACUAUCGGGGCGAGAUGUAAUGUCCGUAAUAGCGAGAGUUUGUAAUAGCGGGGUACGACAAAAAAUUGAAUUGUUCUGUCUCUAACAUAUGAAAUAAUAUGUCCAUACGCAAACAUAAAGUUUCCAACGUGGCCUCACGAACCGGAAAAAAGAUCCGGCCUCAGGCAGGAAAUUCUCAUCUUCGCACACGAUUGAAGAAUGGUUUCUUUAUUUUACUUUAUCGUAAUGUCGCUUUAUAUUAUAUGAGUGAGGAUUUUGGACGAAGUACUAAAGUGUCCGCCAUAGCGAAAGAAAAAACAAUUGAAAUGUUGCGCGGGAGGGGCAUGAAAGUGUCCGCAUUUCCGUAAUAGCAAGAGUCCGUAAUAACGGAUAAGGGCUAACACUAAAAACGUCAACUCAGCAGAUUAAACCAGACAAUUUUGUUUUUUCCAGUAGCUGCUAAUUUCAAUGUCAAUUUAGGGUAGAACUUGGUUCUCAAAUGUUCCUGUUUCUUUAAUUUUUUUUCAUGUGCAGAUUUUUUGGAAUGCAGGAUGUCAGUUAGUUGCUCUUAAUUAUCAAACUUUAGGUGAGUUGAACUUCCUUUUCUCCCCGAGACCUUGGUCACAAGCAAACAACAAAAACAUCAUAGAAAAUGUUUUCCAAUUUUUUUGUGUAGAUCCCGGUUUAUAUAAAUGAGUAACAUCAUUAACUUAGAUGCAAGAAGUUUCACAGUUCCUAAACUCAAGUUUUCUUGUAACCAUGUUUGUAGUUUGCAUUUCAAAGUGCAGAAGGUGUUUGCAUCUUCUUGAUUGCCAUUGCCAUUGCAGGAGAUUGUGACUAAUGGUACUUUGGUAAAGUAUCAGUCUCGAGUCUAGGAUGACAACGAGAAUAAAGCAAGAGAAACUUGGCACAUGAAUUUGUUUGUUUGGAACAUUCUUUUGAAAUGUAAGAAAUUUAUUUCUUGGUUUCUUCGACAGACUUACCCAUGAUGUUGAAUCAAGGAAUCUUUGAGUACAAUGGCCGUUGUGGGUAAGUUGAGAUUGGUGAAUUGGAUUAAGGAUUUGGGAAGAAGAUAUUUUGUCUUAAUCGAAUACACACAGUCCCAUUUAAUUUCGCUAAACGUAGACGAAUGUGCCUUCUGGAUUACACUUAAUGUGAUGAGUUAAGUUUUGUUAAUUGUCAGUUUGUUUUAUGUUGUCACUCUUAAAGGUACAUAUUAAAGCCCAGCUUUAUGUGUCGGGCUGAUAAAUCAUUUGACCCAUUUGCUGAGUCCACAGUGGAUGGGAUUAUUGCUGGUGCAGUCACUGUUAGGGUAAGGAACAGCAGAAAGGCCUUGAGGCAAUUCAGAUCUUCUCAAGCAAAAUGUUAGUUAAAUUUCAUUCAUAGGGCAUCCAUCGGGAUAUAGCGUUGUGCAAUGACCUUAGAAAUUUAGACUCAGGUUCCCCUGAAGGAAAAGAAUCAAAAUUUUGAGUCAUUUUUUGCUGCCUGCAAAACUACCUUCGACUAGAGGAGGAAUAUUGCCUCUUUCAUGAAUGUGAAAGUGGUAAUUUUAAACCGAGACGAAAAGAGCAUUUUUGAGGAUAAAGAAGAUUGGCCCUUUAACUCCUAGAAGAGAUCAACACGACACUUCUCCCUAUAAUAUCCUUACAUUAUCCAGCAAACAGGUGAUGAGAAUAUUCAAACUUAUCAGGUAGAGGUUGUUAACUUGAUCCAACACAAAAUUCUCAUAACUAAAUUUACAAAGGAAAUGGGUUAGCAGGGAAUUUAAAGGGUCAGAGCGGAUUCCAGGAUCAAAUUUCAGUAUCUGGACAACUGCUCACCUACCCCUCCCCUUACUCAACAACAGUCAAUUGACAACAAGGUAAGGUUAAUGUUGAGUUAGGGGUGGGGUAGGUGGGCAGUUGCCCAGAUACUGAUAUUGAUCCGGAUUCCGGUUCCCAUAACUUCUGUUGCUGGGUGAUUAUCCAUGCAACCUUCACCAUCAUCUUCAUAAUUUUAUUGGCCUUUUGAAUAAGAUAAGAAAAAUUUAUACAGAAUUAUAAUUUAUAUAAGGCGGGAAGACCCAGGAAGCCACUGGGCUUAUGGGGGAAGGCCACCUCCCUUACAAAAUUAUAUUAAAAAAAGAAUAAAAGCUGCAAAUGUGCGGCUCGGCCAAUUCAGUGAUCUUUAAACUAAAAUAUUCUUGCAUUUUCAUCUUAAAGCAAGAAGAUUUGACGAACGAGAGGCUGAAGCAGAAAGAGAGUUCCAAAUUUUAGAACCUUUGUAGAGAAUUGUAAAUUGUUUGGAAUUUGUACGACGCAAAUUCGAUCAACAAUCACUGGCUGUUCUGGUACCAUAGCAGUGAAUUUGGCUUUUUGUCACUAAAAGAUUGAGAGGCAAUGGGGGCAUCUGACCUAUGUGCUUGAAAAAGACUGCUCGUGGCAUAUGAUUCUUAAUCAGACUCACGUUUUUUUUCUUUCAUUUCAGGUUAUCUCUGGGCAGUGGCUCACAGAAAAGAAAGUUGGCACAUAUGUUGAAGUAGAUAUGUAUGGCUUACCAGCGGACACUGUCAGAAGAAAGUACAAGACUAAGAUAGUGCCAAAUAACACUAUCAACCCAGUUUAUGAUGAAGAACCUUUUGUGUUUAAGAAGGUAAAUUAUUUUCGUUAGGUUUUCUGAGGGUGCCUUACACCCCUUUGUAAAAUUCAGUUACUUAAAAUUAUUUGGCUUUUUCACGCAUCGCGAAUUAUAUCAAAAAUUCUUUCAUGUUCACGCGAAAUUCGAGACCUUCACAUAAAAAUAAGAACCGAUUUCACGAAUUUAAUUUUUACCAUUCCUAGUCUUGACCAGUCUUAUGCGAAAAGUGAUGACAUGAUGUCUUAUUUUAUUUGUUCGAGGACCAUUAGCUAUCUUGUUUAUGACUUUUAUCGAUCUACAUGAAGUUCAUGUCCUGUCAAAACCCUGGUCAAAACUUAACCACAACCGUUCGAGAAAAAUACGUUUCAACUCAUUAAAAAGCCGGGAUUCAUCACUCAAAACAAAACGGUUCACGGAUCACGUUUAAUUCAGUUCUUCAUUCACGAGUCACGUUUAAGUUAAAAAAAUCAGUUCACGUGGACACAAAAAGAUCUUAAUAUCUUUAAUCACGAUUCAUAAAUGAGGAAAAAAUCAAAUCACGAUUCACGAGGUAAAAAAUCGCGAAAUCACGCUUCACGUAAAAGUAUAGGGGACUCUUUUCAGUGACACAAUCGGCUGCGCCUCAAGUGUCACCUUCUUGUUUUUAUCCAAAUUUGACGUCAUCUGUGAUCUUUAACCGAACAGAUUCACGGUAACAUGAAAUCUAUUUGUUAACUCUUUAACUCCCAGAAGUGAUUAACAUGUAACUUCUCCCUAUAAUAUUCAUACAUUAUCCAGCAAACAAAUAGUGGGAAUACUCAAACUCAUCAGGUACUGGAUAUUACCUUGCUUGAACACCAAAUUCUCGUAACCAAUUUACAAGGAAAUGUGUAUCAGCUAGAGAGGAGAAUUAACAAUCAGAUCUUGGGAGUUAAAGAGUUAAAAGUGUUAUUCUUCCCUUUUGGAAAGUCCCAACGGCAAAGUGGUUCACUCUUUGUUUAUCUUCCAGGUUGUUCUACCCAGCCUAGCAGUUUUAAGAGUAGCAUUAUAUGAAGAGAGCGGGAAACUCAUCGGCCAAAGAAUACUUCCAGUAGUGGGUCUUAGUCCAGGUGAAUUUCUGAGUAAAUUGAUACUUGAAUGAAAUUAUUAUAUUUCAAUCUCUGUGAACCGAAAGCAUUCCUCUAAAUGUGAAGAGUCAAUUAAUGCAGCAAUUUUCAAUUCGUGUCGAAAUAAUCCGGGAUUGUUUUGAUUUUGCUUUACUUCGCUCUGUGAUUAGUUCAGAAAACUUGCGCCACUUUCUCAACCAAUCAGAUUAAACUAAAACCUAUCGCAAUGUUUCACACCCGUUUUCCCGCGCUUCAGGGAGUUGGCUUGUUUUCACUUCGAGUUCUCAUUGGCUCCCCGUGAUAUUUUCCUCGUUUUGAUUGGCUGUUGCGAUCGCUAUGGUCAUGGUUUGACGACAGUCAAUCGAAAAGCUCUCUGAGUCGGUGAUGAUGUUUUGACUCCUUAUGAAGAGAAGACACUGGUUGCAGUUAAGAAUGUAAACAGCAAAAUUAGUUAAUAAAAAACUUUGUCGGAAAUGUUCAUUGUUCUAUCCUAACAGGAAAACAUCUUAUAUUUUUGAUUGACAGGUUAUCGUCAUAUUAAGCUACGUAAUGAAUCUAAUCAACCUCUUUGUCUCCCCACAUUAUUCGUGCACAUUGUUACAAAGGACUUUGUUCCAUCUGGAUUUGAAGGUAUGUUCUAAAUUCCUAAUUACUUUCUGCCCCGCUGCGUGACAAUUUCCCGCGCAAAAUUUCAAAGGAAAACUUAAGAAACAACCACUGUUUACUCAAAAAAGCAAAAGAAAAAUUGAAACUUUAAUAGAAAUCUGUUGUAGGUAACGAAAGUAGGAACAAUGUAAAACAACUUGGUUCUGACAGGCCGAAAGCACUCUACCAAGUCAUUACAACGUUCGCACAUGCGCAGACGUUCGACCGCUGUGUCACAUGAACGGCGUAUCUCACGUUAGAGUUCUCUGCAGUUCAGUGGAAAAGCAUCUGAGCGCGAAAGGGAUUCGAUUCCUUACUGGAAAAUUAUAUUUUGGCUUUCUUCCAAGCUCGCGAUGAGACGAAAAAAAUUUAUAUUCCUAUAAAAGAACGUUGUUGUAUGUAAGACAGUUGGUGCAGAAGGAACAAGUUUAUGACAUUUCAGUUGACUAUCCUAGCCUAAACAUUGCGCUUUACACUCAAACAUUGCAUGAAAAGGAGUGGUAACUUUUUUUAUGGUUGUAGUAGGCUUUGUUGAUGUUGUAAGACAGUUGGUGCAGAAGGAACAAGUUUAUGACAUGUCAGUUGACUAUCCUAGCCUAAACAUUGCGCUUUACACUCAAACAUUGCAUGAAAAGGAGUGGUAACUUUUUUAUGGUUGUAGUAGGCUUUGUUGAUAGCACGAAAUUGUGUUACUUUUGCAUCAGCCUCUGAUAACAGAAUCGCUUGUUCGAAGCUAUUUAAGUAGAUUCUGUUAACCAAUAGAUGAGCAAUUUUUUUCCACAGAUUUUGCAAAUGCGUUGUGUGACCCCAUUGCAUAUCAUCAAGAAGAGAAAAGACAGCAACAGUUACAAUCUUUGUUAGACGAUGAGGAAAUGGAAGAGGUAGGGGUUUGAAAUAUGGAAUACUCUUAAAUUGGAAACGACCGGGUCAAGCUUUUCCAGGAUAAGCUUUGGGCAGGAGUAUUCCAUUUUGCUGUUUGUGGGAAAGAUGACAAAGUCGUGAAGGUCCAUGCAAUUGUAAAAAGAGCACGGUUUUAGGUAAAACGGUUUUUUUGUGUAAGCUUUGUGAAAUAAUUUUGAGAACGAAAGCUGAAGGCAAACUCAGUUAUUUUAGCAGGGUUGUCACUUAAGUUUGAAGAAGGUGGUGUUGAGUCUAGAAAUUUUUCCUCGAUCUCUAUUGUAUUCUUAGACUCAUCUUGAUUUGACGACAGAAGAAACCAGCUCAGUAGAACUGAGCAGAGGGAUUUGCUGGCCUUCAACGGCUAGCUCUCACACAUGUAAAAUCUUGAAUAAGAACCUUGCACUGCAUCAAUCGUGAACGUAACUUUAUUAUAACGAUCUCUUUAUUAAACUGGAGAUUAAAGUGGUUUACUAAUCAGUAAUAUUUUAAUUACUUCAAGGAUGCGGCAGGAUCCGAAGCUGUGGUAGAAGAUGGUGGAAAGGUAACUGAAAACGCAAAAGCGAAGUCUGCACCAGGAAGAGAGACAAGGAAGUCAAUAUCAAUAAAAGCAGAGAAAAAGUCAAUAAAAAGAAAUUGCACGAGUGGUGAGUGUAAUGUUUUGUAAAAAUGUUUUUGAAUUGUCAAAGUAAGGGGAUUGUAAUAAGUUGGUGGGAUUGGCAAAUGUUUAUGAUGAUAAUGGUUGUUAUUAUUGUCGUUUUUCUCUUUAUUGUAACUGUAUUAGGAGGCAAUUGCAAUCAUAUCAUAUCUGUGUCAAACCAUACAAUUUCUAGUCUAGUCGCUCUGACGAAGGGCUAACGCUCGAAACGUCAGCUUUUUUACCCUUUACGGUGGCUAAUUUACGUUUUCAACCCAGUUGUUAACACUAAAUUACCUGCCAUACAAUUUCUAGUUUUAGUUUCUCUCGUAGUAAGUCGUAUUGCUGAGAAGUCAUUAUUUUAUAUAUGUAUUUGUACUGCUGUGAAGGCCGUAAGUUAGAUAACUCAUUGGGUUAAUUACGUCACCUUCGUUAAAUAAAGAAUAUUGUUGUUGUUGUUGUCUUAAAGGGCAUUUGCGAACCAGGAAGUUUUUUUUUUUCCUGUAAACUGCAUUUCCUCUAAGUGUUUUUCAGUAAUAUCAUGACCUCUAGAACGCUAAAGAAGACUGGUGAUAAGGCAACAUGAAUGAUUUUUAGGUUAACAUUGCAUCCCAAAACGCUUGAUGUUCAGUAAAUAGUUUGAAUAUAUAUUUUUCCCGAUAUUUCAAGAACAUAUUAUACGCGGAAGACACAUCCUGUUUAACCCUUGAACUCAUAAGAGUGACAAGCAUCUAAUCUCUCUGUACAAUAUCACGCCUGAGUCACACAUUUAGGUCAUGAGAAUAAAGGAAAUGAUCACCCACAAAAGAAGCUUUUGAUCGGUAAACAAAUUCUCCUCUUCAGCAGCUUAGGAAAUGUAUAAAGAACAGUAUGAAGAAUAUGAAUACUGAUGUUAGGGUGUAAAGGGUUAAUAGCUGUUAAUAAAUUACCUCGUUUGUGCUUGGCUUAGUUGGUUCGUAGUUACAGGUAGCACUUCUAGAAGACCUCAUUUUAGCUUUGUGGCAUGGGGUGAUUAUUGAUGGGUAAAGGACUAAAAGGAGUCCAAUUCGGUCUGUAAUUAUACGAGUGAUUAGCAGAAUCGGACGACCGCGAAGCGGGAGUCAGAUUUGUUAAUCACGAGUAUUAUUUCAAACGGAAUCGGACGACUCGAAUUCCUGUUACCAGGUAACAAAAAGUACGACAAAAUUUUAGAAAGAAACUAGACAUCGCUUGUACUUUUUCGUCGUAUUAGUUCUCAAAACAGGCUGGUGAUAACCAAUCACGUUCGAGAAUUUUGUUAUAGUUUUGAUUAGUGGUAAUGUUAGGGUCCAACGACGAAGCCUGAUGAAAUUUUGGGGGGUAACCUUAGGAUAGAAUGCAUCCCAUUCAGGGUGGGGGGGAAGGGAGUAGUGAUACUCCUAGUCGCUUCAUGCUAUGGAAACCGGGCAAGGUCCGGCUGUAUGGGCCACUACUGGGUUCGAGUACAGACUUUACCAACCCAGUGUCCGAAAAUGGUUGCUAUUAAAAAUAAAAAAAUAAAACAAAAAAAAAACAAAAAAACCUAAAUACUCUCCUUUAAUAUUCCUAGAUUCACUCGUAGCUGAAAUCAAUCCUCUGAAUCAAAGACGAGGCUCAGAAAUGAUUCUAAGAGAGGCAUUACGGCGAGACAGCUCCCGUGACAGUAUUUCUGGCAUCAAACCACUUCAGCCACAGAAGAGCGGCAACCCCCAUGCCAUCACGAGUCGUUCCCUUUCGCUCCAAGCAGCCCCUGUGACAGGAGAGAGGGGACCUUUUGCCAAAAGAUCUAGGAGUACCAAAAAACGAGAAGGCAAGACGCAGUCUCUUAUCUGUUUUACUGCUGAAGGUAAGUACCUGAAGGAUCUCAUGUGGCUGAGGACUUUUCAAGGGGCCUUAUUUACGGCCCUAUAAUUUUGAGGAUCUAUCUUUUACGGACUUUUCUUUUCACGGACCUAACUGUCUUUCUUUUUCUGGUAGAGAAAUCGUUGGGACUGGAAAGUUUGAAACUUUUCCCCUUUUCUCUUGCUCAAAAUGUUUUUGAUCUGUUAUCAUAUUCGGCUUAGGAAAAAAUUAAUGAGUUCCAGGAAUCUUUGAAAGUUAUACCGGCAAAUAAACAUACCCGGUAUGGGAUGACAUUUAUUCAGUUUUAGACCCUGAAAGUCAAUUAUUGCGCAUGAAACGAAGAAAUUCCAUCAUUUACCUUUGUUAAAAACUGCUGUGGCUAGUAUUUAAAAUGCUCUUUUAAAAAUUCUUAUCGUUUCUAGUCGUUCAAAAAACUGGAGUUUCAAAUUGUAACCGGCAAAGUUUUCAACAUUAAUGUUAACCCCCAUAUGGGACCUAAACCAUUAAAACCAAAGAAAAAUAACUUUUUGAGUGAACAUGAUAUUAUUUAAUCAGAAGGACUCGAACCAGUCUCUUUUCAAAAAAUGUGAUAAAUUUGAGGCCUCAAAUCCACAUGGGAACCAUCGGGUAGGUAGAUUCAUUGUUUAUUUUAUUUAUUAAUAACUAAUUAUUAAAGGUGUGAUCCUAACAGUUAACAUUAUUUUAACCUACUCACUAACCCUACCACAUUUCGGACUACUAAUACCAUGAAUUAAUUCAAAAAGUUAUUUACUUUAACUAUCUGAUUAAUGAAAUGAAGUUAACCGAUAUAGAGCGCUUUUCGAUUGAGUGUCGUUAAACCGAAACGAAAAUAAACGCAACGACCAAUCAAAGAAAAGGAAAGUACUUUCAACAGCCAAUGAGAACUCAAUAGCCCAACUACUUAAAGCGCGGGAAAACUCUUGCAACUAAGUCGUCAUUGGUUUUUAGGUUUACAUCUAAUUGGCUGAGAGAGUGACACGAGUUUUUUUGGACCAAUCACAGAACGAAGUGAAGCAAAACCAUUGCAAUCUCGGAUUACUUCUGACACUCAAUAGAAAAUCGCGCUAUUUCUUGUAGUGAGUGUUAUGUUAAAGCAAAUUUUAUUCUAAAAUUAUCAUCUCCAAGCACAGAAUGAUUUAUCUUAUCCCCUCUGGAAAAAUCGUUAACAUUUUAAAACUAGUCAUUCUUGUCUCAGUAAAUAGAUGAUGAUGACGUUAAUAAUAAUAAUAAUAAUAAUGACAUUGACAAGUUGUAUAAUCAUUAUUCUUCUAAUACUGCACUUGCACCCAGAGAUGUAAAAUGUGCACUAACAUUAUCGGAGAAAGACUAUUGCAUUUCUGAGAGCGGUUUGGCCUUCGUUUCUCGGCAGAAUAUUUUUUUCCUUGUAAAGAAGAAAACAGCUGUUUCCCUUUCUGUCUCUCUCUUUUUAUACGUAGUGUAUUUGCAAUUUUUUUUUUCAAUUGAAAUAAGAAAGAAAUUGCCGUAGCAGAGAACACUUGUGCAAUUGUUAUUUCCGCGUAGCUCCCAGUGCGCAUUUUUUUUAUGUUUGUUGUUGCCCCCUUCUCCCUCCCCCCCCUCCCUCUCCCUUCCCUUCCCCUUCCCUUCCCCUUCCCUUCCCCUUCCCUUCCCUUCCCCUUCCCCUUCCCCUUCCCCUUCCCUUCCCCUUCCCUUCCCCUUCCCUUCCCCCUUCCCCUUCCCCUUCCCUUCCCUUCCCUCCCCUUCCCCUUCCCCUUCCCCUCCCCUCCCCUCCCCUCUCCCCUCCUCCCGUCAAAGAUAUGAUGGCGCUUCCCUUGCCGUUUUAUAUCAAGUAUAUUAUUCAAAUUCUAAAUUCAGGAUAAUGUUUGUUUUCAGGGAGUAGUAUAAGGGAAGAAAACAUGGCAUUCCGACAUUUUUGUAGGUGCCCAUUUAUUUUUGAAUAACCCAAUUUGUUUUUCACUAUCAUCUGUACCACAUAUAGAGUGCUUUUCGAUUGAGUGUCCAAAGUAAUCACAAAAACGAAUCAGAAGAAAGGAAAAAACAUUAAGAGCCAAUGAGAACUCGGAGUAAAAACAACCAAACUGCCCAAAGCGCGGGAAAACGCGGGCGACCAAGUUGUGAUUUGUUUUGGUUUCGCAUCUGAUUGGUUGAGAGAGUGGCGCGAGUUUCCGGACCAAUCACAUAGCGAAGUAAGGCAAAACAAAUGUAAUCUCGUUUUUGCUUUCGACACUCGGUUGGAAAUUGCUGUCUCUAAUUUACCCUUUGAAAGUUCAUUUAAAUAAUGAUAACUGAUCGCAUGAAACUUAUUUAAAAGUCUAAUUAACCUUCCAGUAACUUAAUUUGUUAACAUUUUUGUAACCUUUUUGUUGAACUCAGGCUAAAAAUAAUCAUAUCGACUGUUUGUUGUCUGGAAGGUUCCGGGUGUCACUGGUUAACCUUUCAAUUAUAUACGUACAAGUAGGUAGAGGUGACCCAUUAGAGUGCAUUCCAAACGAAUGUUGCAAAACUAAAGUUGAUAAAACAUGAAAUCUUGUGUAUUUCAUUUACACACAAUGAAAUAUUAAGAUGAAAUUAUAGACUUACUUUGAUUUCCACCUCUGCCCAUACUAAAUAAGACGAUCUUGUGUCUCAGUGAAUCAACAGGUUCUUUAACAAUCGCUAAAUGAUAACAAUCAGUAAACAUUUGAUGGCCUUGUAAAUGUCCAUAAUACAAAAUGAGAAUUUGAUAAAACGGGCUUUGAAUAGCGUAAUUGCAAACAGUGAAAGUUAUUUUGUAUUAACACUUAAUCUGCAAAGUAUGGUUGACUGGCAAGUCGCUUCAAAACUGCUCUGCAACACACCAUUCCAUCUGUAACUUUUCACGUUAUCUUUUUUAAUAUAAUAUCAAUUGAAACCAUUUUGAAAUCCUGCAAAUUGUUCCAACAUGUCCCCACGACUUUUACCUUAGUAUGUCUUGGCCUUUAUCUUUUUGAAACUGAGUGCUGCAGUUAGGUUGAAUCAUUAUUGAUAGAUUUGUUAUACAAUGAGCCUUUUUGAAGGAUUCUCGUUCCUUACCGACAUACAGCCUUAAAUGCAACAAUCGUUUCACAUGACAACUAACAGGAUAAGAUAAAAUUUCAAUUUUUUUUGACAACCAAAAAUUGUGUACUUUGUAGAAACAAUCAUUUAUACUGUUGUGCAAGGUUUUCAAACAGAGGUGACGAUAAUUUCGUAUCCUUAAGUAGCAAAAAAACUGAUUUAUGUUACUAUCUGGAGGAAGUAUAUUGAGGGGUUCCAAAAGGGGAAAAAACGGUUCUUUUACAGCCAAAUAAUCUUGGAAAAACUGGGGUCUUUGUAGAGGGUGGGAAGGGGGCCAAGGUUUUUAAGAAAAUCUCCAUUGGUAGGGUGGUGGGGGAGGGGGGGUAUUUGUAUUUGCCAUGGUAAGGGUCGGGUAGGGCGUUACUGAUCUACCAAUACGUAGUCAGUCACUUGCACUCCGUCUCUGUUUUUUAACCCUUUAAUUCCCUAGAUCUGAUUGUUAAUUCUCCCCUCAAACUUUUUCACAUCUCCAUGUAAAUUAGUUAGGAGAAUUUGGCGUUAGAUCAAGAUGACAACUUCUGCUUGAUAAGUUUGAGAAUUCUCAUUACCUGUUUGUUGGAUAAUGUAUGAAUACUAUCGGGAGAAGUUACAUGUUGAUCGCUUGUGGGAGUUGAAGUGUUAAAACUAUUUGAAGCUGGGAUGGCAAGCCUGUCAUUUUCAGACACCCUCUUUGUCAUCCAUUUUAAAAGAUGUAUUGAGCAUCUUUUUGCUUAGGAGAAUGUGUUUUUUAAAAUAUAUUGUGUGACAACGUUAGGGGACUUAGGCAGUCAAGACGGCAACGCUAAGGAAGACUGGGAUUAAGUAAUGAAUAAAUAUUUUUAAUUAAAUUUUGCGAAUGCCUGGAUGUGUUUAUCGUCUCUUACGGAGCCACACCUCAACUUCCGCCCAACGUGUGGGAGGAGCACUGGGUGCCAAUGGAAACUCAAAUAAUUAGCCGUGGAGGUUUCCGUUCUCAAACCGCCUAGUUUUGGUGAUUUCACAUUGUUAUUUUGCAGAGAACAACCAAGAACUGUAAAAAGUUUAAAAACGCACAUGCGGAGCUCUUGUUCUGUCCAUUGAUUUAUUGUUAUUGCCACGUCCAAAUUGCAGUUCUCGUUGCUGUAGUCGUUGGGGUUUGCUUUAGGUCCAGCGGAAACCUCAAUAGGCCAUUUUACAGUCAUGUGCUUAAUUGCCAAGCCUUUGAUUUGGAGUGAGGCUGAAGGUGACCGUGUUGUGAUAGAGACCAGUAUCUAGUUAGCGUGAUAACAAAGUAAUUUCCAUUUGAAAAACAGCAAGAUUUGUAUCGUAGCAAGGUCACCCAUAGCCUCACUCCUGUUCAAAGGCUUGGCAACCAAGCAUGCAACUGUAAAACGUACAAUUAAAUCUCAGUAUUAGAAAUUGUCAUUACUUUAGUGCUUGUUUCUCAGCUGUUUUCUUCUAUGUUCCCCCAAAUGCUCAUUCUAGUGUGGUAUGUUUGAUUAAUAAAAUGUAUUUUUGUUUUACUGAGAGAGGCAAUUUACUGAAUUUCAGACACCAAAGUAGAACCUGCAUCCGUCAGAGAACUGAAGGAGCGCAAGGUGAGAAAUAUCUUGUAUUUUGAAUAGAAAAUUUUACUAUUCGUUUCAAAAAUAGUUUCACCUUUUGACAGGUUUGAGACAUUUGAUGUUGAAAAUCAUGAAGCAGUUCAACAAAGAUCUGAGUUAUCUCUCUCCCUUGUACAUGAGAACAGCAACUUUCUGUAAUGCCAGUUCUUUUUCAUGUAAAUAUGAUUGAACAUACUCCAAAAUAAAUAGAGAUUUGUGAUCUAUAAGUUGUUUUCCAGAACACACAUCAUAUCAUCCAUCAGUCUAGAAAGUUACAGAAAAAUAACAGAUUCUUUUUUCAAAAGGAAGCAUUUGACAUCUUGACAGAUGCGUCUCCCUAGUCGGUCAUACAUCAGUGUAAAAGAAACUUCUUGUUGUAAUCGUCACUUUUCAGAGUUAUCAUGAUAGAUAUACAGCUAUUUAUCUCGAAAGGUAAUCUGAGUAUCUGGUAAUGAAUGUUAAUAAUUGAAAUAAAUAAUUAAAUGAAUAAGCUCAUCAAACUCGCGAUAUCUCGUCCUCACAGUGAUGCUUUCCCAGAUUUCCCUGAAAUCCUGAGUUUAAGGAACCGUGAUUUGAAAACUACCCAUGUUACUUUAAGGGGUUGUCGCAUGCACUUUAAUACUCUUUGCCGACCUCUCUCUGUAUAUUGUCAGGAUUUUCAAUAUUUAUUUGCCAAAUGAUUUGAAAUUAGGGACAAGAAACUUAUUGUUGUUUCUUAUUAUAAUCCUCUUCUGUUUGUUUUGCCUUGGAGCUCAUUUCUAGUUAUUUUAUUCAUCAGCCAUUUUUAAAACUGAACCAAAAACACCAGAAAGAAAUGGACAUCUUGGUCAAAAGACACGAGAAGGUAAGAGAGCUUUAAAAGUUUAUAGGGGUGUAUUGUUGAGUGAUACCAAAUUAACCAUUCUAAGAAUUUAGCCUAUCUAAGAUGUUGUUUUUUUACCUCAGGAUAAAGACAAACUUCAAAAGAAUCACCUACUGGAGCAGGAGAAGACGAUCAAAGACCUAGAUAAGGAGAAAGUGUCUUCCAAGAAAAAAAGUGACAAAGAACUCAAGAAGGCCGAGAAGAAAGGGUAAGCAACUUGUCGAAUAGAAAAUACGAAGGAUGUAUUAUUAUUAUUAUCAUUAUUAUAAUGAUUGUUAUUAGUAUAUACCACUUAUACUACACAUAGAGACUAGUGCAUUUCGCGCUUGCUCAUUGGCUGGUUUGGAAGUGAUAAGCAAAUGCCAUUCAGCUCCGAGCAGCAAAUGAGACAAAAUCACUGGUCAGGAGUUAAAUUUCUGACCAAUUUUCAUUGCAUUGAAAUAUGUAAACCAAUUUUUUGGUAUCUGUGUGGUAUAUACUAAAACAGUUAUUAUUUAGCAUUUUUUAUUAUUGUUGUUAUUUAUUCUUAUUAUUAUCAUUAUAUAUUAUUAUUGUUGUUGUUGUUGUUAUCGUUAUUAUUAUUAUUAUUAUUAUUAUUAUUAUUAUUAUUAUUAUUAUUAUUAUUAUUAGGUAAUUCUGUUCUGUUGGCUCCUUUGCAGAAAUUAUGAAGAAAGUUACCGCAAGGGAGUUGAAGGCCUGAACAACCUGGCUCAAAGUCAUGAAAUUAAGGUAAAGAAACCAUUAAACACCCCAGCAAAGAAGGAUGAUGAAAACAAAAUUGGAUUUGACAGGAAAAAUAGUUGAAGUAAUCUUGAAUUAAUUCAGAUAAUUUGUGAGAAAUGAUUUCAAAAUAUCUGUUGAUCAAGUAAACACAAAAUCAUGGAAAUUAUAAAUUUCAAAUCAUAUACCCAAAAAUUUUCAGAAAUUGAAAGAUAUUAACUAAAAGUUCUUAGAACUUCCUGGAAAGUCUCAGAAACUCCCCCAGUUAGUCUUGCAAAUAACCAAACGUACGAAUAUAUCAUGAAAUUAAAUUUUCUGACAAUUUCUAGACAUACUUCUUAGUGUUAUCAGAUACUCCCACCCCGUUUCAAAUAUUUCUUUUAAGGCAUCAUAUAUAUUCCUUGGAAUUUUUUCAUAGAAAUCCAAUGCCCUUGAUCAGAAAAUCAGUUCAAGUGUAUGAUAUUGAAAUUUCCCAGACGUUUCUCGAAAUAUUCCUAUAAAAUUUCACAAAAAUUCUUUGUGAUAUUCUUGUAAAUAUUCCUAAACGUUCGUAGAAUUUAUCAUUGAAAUUAGCCGUAAUUCCUAGAUAUGUUUGUAUGCAUUCUCAGAAAUGUUUGUUGUCCAAGAAGUAUUUCGAAAUGUUCCUAAAAAUCUCCUGACGUUUGAAGAGAUAUCCCUAAAGUUUACCAGCAUUCCUAAACACAUUUCCGUAAUUUCACAAUAAUUCUAAGGCGCAAUCCUACAAAUCUCAAAACACAUUCUUGUAGCAAAGCAUAGUUGGCACAGUUCCUCAAAAUGGCCGUUUUUAUGCUAGAGACGUUAAAGUUGUCUAAGAUGUUAAAGUCGUCUCGAGACGACUUUAACGUCUUAGACAACUUUAACGUCUCUAGCAUAAAAACGGCCAAUAUUACGUAGAAUUUCUUAAGAAUAUUCUAUAAAUUCUUAGAAUGUCCCCUAUUUGUCCUCGAUUACUCAAUUAUUACAACGUUUCCCCUCAUAUGUCCCUAGACUUUCCUAGUAAUACUCAGAAAAUGUGAGGUUUGAUUUUUCCCAGGGUUUGUUGACUCCUCUUGGUAUUGUGAUCAUACUCUGUAACUUUUAUUAUUUUUAAAUUUUUAGCUAUAUUACUAGUAUUAAGCUUUUAAUUUGCAUGACAUCCACGACUCGUAACUUUUUUCUUCCCUGUACUUCGCGUGAAACAUCUUUCUUAAACUUAAUUCCAGUCACUGAUUAUAACUCUGUACUGUAAACCACACAUCACUCGGGUAAUGUUCUUAGAUUGCUUAUUAUAUUAUUCUUAAUUGCACCGUUAGGUUAAAACUUAAAUUGUGUUUUAGCAUCGAAAACACGUUUUUCAACUCUCGUAAUUCUCAAAUGUAAUUUUUAAUAAGGUAAUUGCAAGCACAACAUUGCGCGACUGAAAAGUGGCUAAGAAAACAGCACAGCCGUAACAAAUGAGUUGCACCGCAAAGCAUAACUUGCACAGCUGGAGCUAAAUUCUGUAGCGUGUCAAAGAUAUUUGAUUUUCACGUGGAACUGCUGUGGUUUGUUUUCUUGGAACUCUUAGGUACAGCCAGGCGGUGUUGACAAGGAUUCAAUCGUACGUACUCGCCUUUAAAGGCGCUAUCCAUACGCGGGCUUCGACAGCUGUAACAAUUCUGAUCGAUAGCCUGUACCUUUUUAUCUGUUAAAACUUUUAUCUGUUUGUUUGUUGUUUGUUGUUUUUGUUGUUGUUUUAGGCAUAACUUCGUUUACUAAAGAAGGGUUGAAACGUGUUUUAUUUACUUUUUCUUUCGCUGUUGACCUCAUGAAAAGAAAAAAAUAUAUAAUAUGCUAGUAAUCUAAGAUUACUAGCAUAUUAUAUAUUAUAAUUAUAUAUUAAGAGAAGCCCUUAGAAAACCAGUCAAAUUUGCAGGUUUAUGAUAUACCAUUAUGAGAAUACAUGAUGAGAGAGCCAAUCAGAUUCGCAGAUUUGUAUUAUGCCAUAAUGAGAAAAGGGACCAAAUUUACAAUUUUUUUUGUGAACUUAUUUAAGAAGCCAACCAGAUUCGCGGAAUUGAAGCAGACGGUGAAGACACAUCCAAUCAGCUUUGCUGAUGUUUGCUAGAAAGAAAGAUCAACCGCCUGCGUUUGUGUUAGGCUACAAAAUCAAUCAAAUAUGAAAACUUGCUGUUACCAAUGAUUGGAGAACCCAACAGAUCAAAGAAACAUUAAAUUCUAGAUGACAGUGACCACUGACGAGGUCAUUAGAUCGAAAAUACAAAGCUCUCGCUCUAUCAACCAGCUAGAGGAAAUUAUUUUGGUUUACCCGCAAUAGCGUUGUACUUAAAUAAGACACGAUACCUUGUCUCUUGCCUUAAUUGCAAAUGUUAUAGUGGUCGCCUUGGCACUUGCAUCUCAGCCCACAUCUCAAGUUCUAUAGUGCAUCUAUGCUGCUUGCCACAGCACCAAGUUUGACGAUCAUCUUUGAACAUACGUGCUUUGGUCAGAGUUUCACUCAGUUUGACUUCUUUUUGUUUCAACAAUGCACUAAUCGUUCAUUAUUUUGCUUCCUUUCUACUUCCUUGAAGUAGUGUUAGCAUAACUUACCUGAGACACGGAACAAAUUUUGCUCCACCUGUGCCAAACUAAAAGUAAUUCAGGGUGCUUUUUUUUCAGAUCAAUGCCCUUAAACGCCAACAUCGUGACUCCAUGGUUGACCUGCUGAAAAGGCAGCUGAAUGAACAGUUGGAGCUCGCCGAAAAGCAACUUCUUCCUGUAAGGAUGAAUUCAAGCUCAUUCACUUUAUUGACCCUUCACAUCCUAAUGUUUGUGUGCAUAUUCUCCUUAGUGUUCUCUUUACAUUUGCUGAGGUGCUAUAAAGAGAUUUUGUUUAACAAUCAAGAGCUUUUCUAUUCGGUGAUCAUUUUUCCUAUUCUUUUGGCCUUAUUGUGUGAUUCAGGGGUGAAAUUGUAUAGAGAAAUUAGAUGCUAGAAAUUCUUAGCGAGUCAAAGGGUUACGGAUCGUUCGUAAAUUACUCAUUCGUACAUUUUCUGUUUGUCUCUUGCACAUCAAAUCACCAUGCAUUAGAAAAUAUAAUUUAUCGUGUUCGACUCAUCCCAGUUCUGUGUAUUUUAGCAUCUUACAGUGUUUUUUCCCAUUUUUUCCUCCAUCUUUCUGUCUUUUGUCAGUUUCGAAAUGUUUCUUUUUUCGUACCUUUUUCACGUAGAAACAAGAGGAACUGGAGAAGCUGAUGCGACUUUCGCAGGAGGAGAAGAUGAAAUCACUGGCUGAUUUACACGCUAAGUAAGAGAGGAUCCAUCCUCUGAUUCCCCAAGGAUUCCAAACUUAAUCAAAGUGCUCUAUGAGCAAACUCGUGAAUUGACACAUGAUUUUUUGGAUUAUGUUUAAUGUUACCUGGUUUAGGGAAUUUUGUGGUUGAUUGUCGUAUCUAGAGCACGAGCAGUAGUUCAGUGUUCGCUAAUGUAGCAAAGAAACAAAGUAACGUUGGGAUAAGAAGGCAUUGCAAUUGAAAUGAUCAUGCUAUUACAUUUGACAAGGGUGGAUGAUGUCAUGUGUUUUAAACGUAUAUCAUUUUUGUUUCUGGUUCAAAAGAAAAGGUUGGAAGUAAAUGUGGGUGAAAAGUGAAAUUUACUGUCUAUCAUUGUAAAAAUUAGAAAAUCAAGGCAAUACUUUAUCAAAUGAGACAAACGGGAACGAGUUUUGAGUGAUAUAACUAAGCCAAGACUGGCACCGUCAUUUUGGAUCUCCGCCUGGGUAGAUUUUAGUAACGUGCUAGGCAACGUAUAAUCAAUAACAAGAUACAAGAUAGAAUUUCAUUUCAGGCCUAUUUAUCAAUUUUGUGGUGUAUAACUUUCGCAUUUUAGUACGUAAUACGUAUUUUGAAUCUUCAAAUUGUCUUGAAACUUAAAAGAAAAUUGUUCGUUAAAAAUUCGCUGAAAAUCGGUAGCUAAAAUUGUUUGUUUAGGUAUUAUUGGAUUUUCGUGUUAAUUUGUAAUUUCGUCAGUCGCCGGCAUCUUUUGUUGCUUCGCACAGGAAAAAAACACGAUACGAAACGUAACGAUCGAUUUUGUCCUCAAUCUCACAACAUAACAGAAAAAGCUUUUGAACAUCUGUAAACUCCGUGCGCUUCGCAGUAAGAGAUAUUUUCAAUGAAUUUUCGGAUUGUUUUCAAGUUCAAGGGUUGUGAAUUACAAUUUUAUGAAAAACGAAGGUUGUUCUGUUAUUUCAGUGUGAAUCCUUGAAACUAAAACGAAAAAAAAACAACCUUUAAGAUUGUCAUUGGCUUCUUUUUCACCCCACCACUAUUCUUAGCAACAAAGGUCGCCAUUUCGUUUGUUUAUUGCUCACCACAAACUACCAAAUGCACUCAAAAGCCUAAAAUCGAAAAGAAGUUUACAGGAAUCGACGAAUCGAGCGAGCGAGCGAGCGAGCGAGCGAGCGAGCGAGCGAAUGCUAUUCCCCACAUCGUAUCUAUAACUCGCUCUUGCGCAUACGCGCAAUUCACGAGUUAAAAAUGGUAGAAAAACCCCAAAUUUAAUGAUAUAGAAUGGCUUGUUUAAAAACGUGUUUUACCAAGGGCACAUUACAGGAUUUUGUUCCAAAACUCAAACCUCAGGACUGCGACUGUCUUCCACUUGAUACUUGUGAUUAAAAGAUGAAACAGGAUGGCUAUGGUUAUUAGAUGGUUGUUGCAAGACAGUUACGCUAUGAUCGUAGUGUGUGCCUGUGUUUGUGAUUCUUGCUGAAUUAUUCACUGUUUUCAGGCAAAUGAAUGAAUUAAGAAAGAGCCAGGACAAUCAGAACAGAGAGGAACUUAAAGUGUUGGCGCGACAACAUUCUAACAAAGAUGAACUGCAAAGGUUUGCCAUGUUUGUCUUGUUAAUGUAUCCUUGAUAACAAUUUUAUGGCAACAGAAGCGACAAAGGAGUAUUCACGCUGUCAUGUCUUCCCGCAGGUCUUUUUUGCUUGACAGUGUUUUCAUUUUUUUUACUCCUGCCUGUCUUUCCCUCCUUGUCUCCCCGUUCUUUCCUUUCUCCUCACUCCCUUUUUCCUUUAUUCUUUUUUUUUUCUCCGUCUUUUUCUACAGCAGUUAAAUAGUCACGAAUGGAGAAUGGGACUCGCUUACGAGCUAGUGUCAUGCGAGCUCUCGAGUCACAUCUUGUUCGGUGUAUCUGUUGUUUGGCUUCUGCGUCUUUCAUUUUUUUUGUAGUCCUUUACCAAAACUGCGCCGUUCAGGGAUCAGAAAGUCAUCUUGUUUUUACUUUCGGUUUAGAUGUAACUGAGCGAUUUGAAAGUUUGAGCCAAUCUCUACUUUCUUCCCACGAGUCUCAUGGCUCACUUUUGCUUUCCAGGAGGAAACGGGAGGAAAACAAGAAACACAUUGAACAGUCCGUCAAAGAGCGACAAAAGGUUUGUGUUUCGUUGGGUUUGAUUUGUCUCUCGAAAGGAUGAAUCAUCUGAGGUCCAGUUCAGAUAAAAUGUACGUUUUCUCCAGACAAAUAUCACUUGGUACCAAGAGAAAAUAAUCUCUUACGCAUGUUGCCUUUCUCAAUGAAAGAUGAAAGACAUCCAUCCCCUUUCAACGAGUAUAAGUCGCCUGUGAGUAACACUGAUGUAUUGGCGCACAGUGAGGAUAUUUUUUCUUUGUGAUUAAAAUGGCUUCGGUAAUAAAAUUACAUCAGGAAACCACCGCCCCCAAGCUAAAAAUAACUUCAGUGAAAUUGACAUACCCGGCCAACGCCCUAGUUUCUCUCCCUGUCCCACCUUUCUUUUCUUUUCGGCACAGAUAACUUGCGUAGGGAUUGGUUGGUUGAUUGAUAGAAGAUCAGACUAAGUGACCAAUUGAUUGAUGGAUAGAUGAUUGACAGCUUGGCUGACUGAUUGAUAUUUAAACCUUUUUUCAUAUUUGUUGAUUUUAGAUGACAGAGUUCCACAAGAAAGAAAGCGAAGAGUUGGAGAAAGAACACGAUAAACUAUACGAAACUCUCGAUGAGGAUAGGAAAAAGGUACGUUGGAUUUCCCUUCGUCAACGUAGUGUCCUCUGUACAAUUCAAAGCGUUCAGUGAUACUGUCAUAUUUUGAAAAAUUUACACGAUUACAAGUUUUGACAGAUUCUGAUCGUGCUUUCUUUCUUAGAGUUCACAAGACCUUCGGACUCUGCACGAAACGAAAGUGAGUCAACUGAGCGUCUGUGACCUGGAAAUCACAUAUGCUUCCCUUUAUGGUGACAAGGUAACCAAGCUGUAAUUUUGGACGCCAGGUUACCAAGGUUUUUCGGUGGCAAGGUUAUCAAGUCGUACAACGGGGAAAAAAGGCCUCACCCGUGGUGGUCAAAUCAUGCAAUUAGUUAAUCCUAUAGCAGGGAUAAUUUUUAUCAGUGGAAGAUCCAGGGCAGGACUGGCCCAGAUAGAUUAACUGAGGGAGGGGUACUUCUACUUUCUGUUAGAAAUGUUGGGGUAUCUGAACUGUUGUGUCUUGUCUAAGAAGUUAAAAAUUACAUUUGAGCCAACAAAGGCCCGCGUAGAUGUUUAUACGCUAAGGAGUAAGUAAUUUAAUUAAGGUUAUCAAUUUAUUGUUACUCAGUGUUUAAUCAGGUAUUGUUGGGAUUUGGUAUUAUUCCGAUGGACCCAUAAUUUAUUUAAACGGGAUAAUAUUUAUUGUUAGGUGCCCUUCUGGGUAAUGAAGUAAGGUAAUGAAUUUAAAAGGGUGAUGUGUAAGGGCGUUUACUUGCGCUUCGUAGCCUACGAAAUCUUCUGGUGUCUUUGGUGGUAGAACAGCUGGGUUUUUUUUCCAGAAAAGGUGCCGAACAUCUCAGCUUUUUCCUCACCAUGAUACACUUAUGUACACUUGUGAUGUUAUGCAGUCCUAGUUUUUUUUUUCUAGCCACAGGGUGACGCAGAGUGUGUGUGGGGUAUUUUUUUCCUUUUUCUUUUCUUUUUCUCGCUGUCUUGUGGCAAUUUCUUGUUUCUCUAUGAUUUUACGCAAGCAUGUUUUUUUCUCGCCAUCUUUGGACUGUUUCCUUUUCCCAAAGUCGUAUCGCCAAUUUAUAACCAAUUUAUCACCGAUUUAUCAUUUUAUCAGGUUUGGCUCCUAAUUUCACGCAUGCGUGACCGAUCAUUUUUCUACCUUCAUGUCACACAUCCAAAAAUAUUGUUUUUGCCAUAAUGCCAUGCCCAAUUGCUGUUUCUUCUCAUUUAGUUCAUCGCGCGGCGUUAUACAACUUUUCCUUCGUGUUUUUCCCUCCUUUAUUUGAAGAGGAUAUCUCAAAUGAAGCUACAUAAUGCUGUACGAACAGUGCAUAUUUAUUGACUUGAUCGUUUUAGGGGGUUGGGGGGCGCUAUUUAUUGUUGGACAAUGAACGUUAUUGAUAUUGUCGUAUUUUGUUAAAUAUGCAGAAUUUAAGGACAUUUUCAACGUAUUUAUAAUGCGGUAUUUCCGCGCUCAAAAUGAUUUCACUGUGGAAAGCUCUUGAAAAGAAUGAACUCGUUUGCCAUAUAUUUGAAUUUGGCACAAUUUGCAGUUUCUCGUCACAGGAUGCCCAAGCUGAUUCAUAAAGCUUUGGUACCCUGUAUCUGCAAUUAAUAAGUGUGUUUAUUAGCUUUCACAGUAUAAGUACAGAUUGUAAAUAGCCAAAAACGGUGAAAUGACGUUUGCAAUUACCUCUGUUCCAGUUGGGUUCAGAAGUGCCAUAGGAUAUUUUAUAAUCGGGUGCAGUUAUGAUUUACAUUUAGCUAAAUUUGUUCACAGCAUUGAAAUUGUUAUUGUUAAGCUUUAGGGUUAAAUGUUAGUGGCGCACAGGAUUAUGGGAAAGUUCUGGAUAUGGGGAGGGAGGGGAGGGUGGCUGUCAUUUUUACUGGGUGGGUGUUGUUUCUACUCCCGUAAGUUAGCUAAAAGUGAGUAGUAAUCAAUAACCAGGUAUGAUUCUCGCCGGCAGCAUAACAAGUGAAACAAACGAAGUCAAGAAGAGACUUAUUUUUUUCCCCGUUUCGUUUAGGUAAUAACGUCAUUUCAUAUGGCGUACGUUUCAGCUUCGCAGGUUAAUUUUGUACCCAGUUUUCUCUCUCUUCUUUCCUCGAGGGAGGAAGAGAGAGGACACUGGAAACGAAGUUGCUCGCUCUUGUUAUGCCGUUUAUCUUAAUCAGGCACAAGCAUGAUAUUGUAUUUGAUACGAGAGUGUGUAUUUUCCACUUUUAGUUAAUUCUGUGGUCACGUAAAAGUCCCUUUUCCAAUAAAUGUUAUGCUCGCGUCGCAAAAGGCUCGUCCUCUGACGCUUAAGGAUUCGUUGUGAGCUCUAGAAGGUUCUCCGUGUUUUGUCACGACCAGGGGUGUUGCCUGACAAAUUUUUUGUGACACAGUUUGCCAUUUCAUUUAUUAAGUGAUUAAUAGCUAUUGAUGCCGGAUAUUUGCGGACUUCGAUAUCGUCAGCAAAUCUUAGUGUUUUCCAGUUGUCGUUGGCGUCUCAAGGACGAGUGUCUCCACGUAUUGCCGCUAGAAUCUGGUGUUUUUGUUGCAGUUUACCGUAUUAAAGAUAUAAUUUUAAAGCGUUAUGGGUGGAGAAAUUAAACAAUUAUUUACAGCACCCUGAGGCCCAUUGUUUUAUUUUCAAUCGAAGUGCAGCUGCACUGUUUAUUUCAUUCAAUCCAUGGGUCUAUUUCAAUUUUGUAUGAAGUUCGAAUAAAAUUAUCUAUUCAUCUCAGUUUGACUGAUGCCUUGUCUAGCAGUCUGCUCGCUGUAUUCUCCACAUUUGCGUCUUUUUGAUUUCAUCAACCCUUUGACUUUUUAUCUCUCUCUCUAGCUGCUACACAUUUCCAAUUAGUUAUGGGAAUUUGGUGUUAGAUCAAAAUAACUUUACCUGAUACGUUUGAGUAUUCUUGUUUCCUGUUUGCAGGAUUAUAAAUGGAUAUUAUAAGAAGUUACGUUUUGAUAUCACUUAUGGGAGGUUAAAGGUUAAUCAGUCACUGAGGCAAAACAGUUGCC